GGCGGCAGCAGCGGCGGCCCGCCCCUCGCCUCUCCCUGCGGGGCGAGCGCCAGCCCGGGGACCCUCCGCGGCCGCCGCCUCUCCGCCCGCUCCUUCUCGUCUCCCCUCCUUCCUUCCUUCCUUCCUUCCCUCCCGCCUCGCACCCGGCCGGUGGGCGCCGCCGGCUCGCCCCGCCGAGAAGUCUGGGCGCCCCCCAGCCCUCGCUGCUGCUGCUCCCCAUGGGGAUCCGCGAGUUCCCCAACGGCUCGGCGCGGGGCAAAGCCGCCACGCUCGGCAUGCGGCGCUCCCCCGACGUGAGCCCCCGGCGGCUGUCCGACAUCAGCCCGCAGCUGCGGCAGCUCAAGUACCUGGUGGUGGACGAGGCUAUCAAGGAGGACCUCAAGUGGUCCCGCUCCGUGGAGGACCUCACCAGCGCCUCCGUGGGGCUCACCUCCAUCGAGGAGAGGAUCCUGCGCAUCACCGGCUACUACGGCUACCAGCCCUGGGCCGCCAGCUACAAACAAAUGUCUGAUAUUUGCUACUUUACUCAUGAGGGAGUAUGGGAUUUCUCUAAGAGCAAAUCCAUUGCCUGGAUUGGGAUCAUUCCUGAGAGUAAAGCUUAUUCAGGGGAUGAGCGCUCCCGGGAGUCUCCAGCCCCAGCAGAAGCACAGAUGCAAGCCGGGGCAGAAGGUGGUGGAAGGGUGAGCCGCUGUUGCUGGAAAUGCUCCGUGACACAACUCAAGAAAAUUUUCUGGGGUGUGGCCGUGAUCUUGGGUGUCUGCUCCUCCUGGUCGGGUUCAACCCAGCUAGCCAAACUAACCUUUAAGAAAUUUGAUGCACCCUUCACUCUAACAUGGUUUGCAACAAACUGGAACUUUUUAUUCUUUCCUUUGUAUUAUCUUGGACAUGUUUUUAAGUCAGCUGAAAAGCAGUCUCCAAAGCAGAGAUACAGGGAGUGCUGCCGAUUUUUUGGAGACAAUGGCUUGACUUUGAAGGUGUUUUUUACCAAGGCAGCACCCUUUGGUGUUCUUUGGACACUCACAAACUACCUUUACUUACAUGCAAUAAAGAAAAUAAACACUACGGAUGUCUCCGUGUUGUUCUGCUGCAACAAAGCGUUUGUGUUCUUGCUUUCAUGGAUCGUUCUGAGGGACAGGUUCAUGGGAGUGAGGAUCGUGGCUGCUAUAUUUGCUAUUGCAGGGAUAGUUAUGAUGACGUAUGCUGAUGGGUUUCACAGCCACUCCGUGAUUGGGAUAGCCCUGGUGGUGGGCUCUGCCUCAAUGUCUGCUCUCUACAAGGUUUUAUUCAAACUUCUUCUGGGCAGUGCAAAAUUCGGAGAAGCUGCCUUAUUUCUGUCCGUGUUAGCCGUCUUCAAUGUUCUCUUCGUUACCUGUAUUCCUGUCAUCCUUUAUUUUACCAAAGUGGAAUACUGGAGCUCUUUUGCCGUCGUUCCUUGGGGAAACCUCUGCGGAUUUUCGAUUCUCUUAUUGACAUUCAAUAUUCUACUAAAUUUUGGAAUCGCUAUUACAUACCCCACCUUGAUUUCUCUUGGAAUUGUACUGAGUGUGCCAGUAAAUGCGGUUGUUGAUCACUACACGAGUGAAAUUGUCUUCAACAGUGUCCGAGUAAUCGCCAUCGUCAUUAUUGGCCUGGGUUUCCUCCUGUUGCUCUUGCCAGAGGAAUGGGACGUCUGGGUGAUAAAGCUGCUCACGCGUCUCAAGGUCCGGAAGAAGGAAGAAAUCCCCGAAGGGAACGGAGACAUCGCUUCAGGAUUGCCUAACAAAAGCCGGAGAACUCGCCCCUCCCUGUCAUCUUUUGCUCAUUAAAUGCUCUUUUUA
Cygnus olor (mute swan) is the source of this 1817-nucleotide messenger RNA. It is a transcript of the gene SLC35F3, whose product is annotated as solute carrier family 35 member F3. The record is from RefSeq and is a predicted model, not a curated record. Bases 219 to 1805 code for a protein of 528 amino acids. Gene Ontology annotation, cellular component: membrane. NCBI's taxonomy places the organism in Eukaryota, Metazoa, Chordata, Aves, Anseriformes, Anatidae. Gene Ontology annotation, biological process: thiamine transport. The transcript is spliced from 9 exons.